Schizosaccharomyces cryophilus OY26 is the source of this 3047-nucleotide messenger RNA. Its product is annotated as DNA repair protein Rhp42. The record is from RefSeq and is a predicted model, not a curated record. Gene Ontology annotation, molecular function: single-stranded DNA binding; damaged DNA binding. Lineage: Eukaryota; Fungi; Ascomycota; Schizosaccharomycetes; Schizosaccharomycetales; Schizosaccharomycetaceae. The transcript has a single exon. The coding region runs from base 687 to 2789 and encodes 700 amino acids. Gene Ontology annotation, biological process: nucleotide-excision repair; mismatch repair. Gene Ontology annotation, cellular component: XPC complex; cytoplasm; nucleotide-excision repair factor 2 complex.
GGCCUAUUUCCACUUUCACCUUAACAAGCCACAGGAUUUAAAGGGUAAGAAUAAGAGCUCAUUUACUGUUAUGUUUCUACUGAAUUCCUUCGUUUGCUUCAACUUUGUCAAGUCCAAAAGGUAAAUUCAUGCAAAGUUGUCUAACUGUAAAACUUGGUGUAUUGUGUGUUCCUUACUACAACACAAACACACCAGUACUUCACAUGAAGCCUUUUAUUUCCUCUUUAGUAGUCUUUAAAAAUUAAAAAGAAUUGUACCAAAUACUGUUUCGGUUAGAAAUUGACUAUCUCAAGCUUUCUUAGGAUAUCGCGACUUGCUUGACAUUGAAUUCUCUCUAAGUGUUUUUUUGUCGAACGCUUUUAGUGAUAUUUUUUUGGAUUCUUUUUAAGUAUAGCAAAUAAAGUUAACUCUUUAUUUAUUGCAUAUAAAAAAAAUCGACAGACUGAAACGUCUUUUUGGUUCUGUGCUUUUCACGUUUUUAAGUUGCUUACGAUUUUAACGAUUUGUCUGUUCCUGUAUUUUGCGUUUCAUUUAUUCUAUUUCAUGGUUUUUUGGAUACAAAACUAUCUGUUUUGUUUAUGAGGUUACUUGGUAUACUGGAAACCAGGGUUAAGAUAAUCAAAUGCGUUUUUAGUGAUUAUGCAGAACGAAGUCAAUUUCGAUAGAUAAAUAAAUAUAGGUCCAUUAUGUCCGGUACAAGAAGUACUCGAAUUAGGAAAACUUCACUAAAAAGAGAAUUGGAGGAAUCACAGAAUGGCAAUAGUCCAAAGGCUCCUAGAAAUGAAAUUGGAUCUCGGCAAACUAGAGCCUCUUCCAGAAGACAGAAUCAAGCGCAUAUGAAGGCUGAUCAAUCUACCUCUGAUGAAGAUGAAGAAAAAAAGAAGUUAACAAAACUUGAGGAAGAGGAAGCAAAGGAAAACGAGAAUGCUUUUAGUUUCUUAUCAACGAAUGAUUCUUCUUCAUCAGGUGAAGAAAGCAAUAAAAACUCACCGAAAAUUUCAGACCAAGAAGAUGAAUCGGAUGAGGACUCUGAUAUAUGGGAGCAAGUCGAUCUCAAGCCGAACCGUGAUGAAAAAAAGGAUGAAGAGAAGGAUGUCCACAUUAGUGCUUCAAGUGAAACUCCGUCUAUUAAAACGAACAAGAAGAGAUCAUCUGGAGCAGUUGAAAAGGCGAUCCGUUUUUCUAUUCAUGUCAUGCACACAUGUUGCUUAUUUUACCAUGGAUGUCGUCGCAACCAGUGGAGUUGCCGACGAGAGCUUUUGGAAUGUUUACUUGAUAAAAUCUCAGAGGAACGUCCUUCAGUAGUAGAAGAUUGGAUUAAAAGUGAACGAACACAUGAUGAUCUGUUGAGACUAAUAAACGGACUGCGGUCUUGGUGGCAGAAGAAGUUUAGCAUAACCAAGCAUGGGCUAAGAAAGCUGGGUUACCGUGAUUUCAAGCACGGGUUUGAACUUGGUUUCGAACCUGAGAUUAUCGAAAAUGAAAAGGUAUUUAUUGAAAAAAUCCUUUCAUUCGAAGGAAGCCGAGAUUUAUCUGCUCAAGGAUUUACUGCUUUAUGUCGAUCCUUGCAGCUUAACGUCCGUUUAAUAUUUUCCCUUCAGCCUUUAACUUACUCCACGGCUGCUUAUGAUAACUGGUCUCAUCAUGUUCUCCCUGAUGAGGCUACAAGCUCUAUUGAUGGAGACCUUCGUUAUCCUAUAUUUUGGACAGAAGUGUAUGACAAUGAUCAAAAGCGUUGGAUAAGCGUGGAUGCCGUUGUUUUAAACGGAGUGUAUACAAAUGACAUGUCUUGGUUUGAGCCCAAAGGAGCUUACGCUGAGUCUAAGCACCUGCGUAUGGGAAUUGUAAUUGCGUAUGAAAAUGAUUUUUAUGCUAAGGAUGUGACUUUACGCUAUACGGAUGUGUCAUCUAAUCGUUGCAAAAAAAUUAGACAAUCUUAUUCACCGGAGAAAAAGGACGAUACAUACGUGAGAAUUUUUUCUCAGUUUACAAAAAAGAAAAAAAAUGAACAAGAUUUGAUUGAAGAUCGUGAACUCGAGCAAAAAGUGCCAGUGCGCGAGCUAAAGAGUAUCGCUGAUUAUAAAAAUCAUCCGGACUUUAUAUUGAAGCGGCAUCUUAAACGUGAAGAAGCUCUUCUGGAUGAUGCAAAGCCUGUUGACAGGGUUGUCUUUGGUUCGAAGAAGAAUCCUAUUCAAGAAGAGGUUUACCGCCGAAAGGAUGUUUUGACAUGCAAGACACCUGAAAAUUUUCAUAAGGAAGGCCGUGUAAUAAGGCCUGGAGAACAGCCUCGAAAGAUGGUAAAAGCAAGAGCAGUAACUAUCACAAGAAAGCGAGAGCAUGAGUCUAAAGUCAUAGAGUCCAAGGAGCCAGUCAUGCAAGGAUUGUAUUCUUCGGAUCAGACUGAAUUAUACAUUCCACCUCCAAUAAGAGAUGGAAAGAUUCCGAAGAAUGGUUAUGGAAACAUCGACUGUUUUGUUAAAAGCAUGAUCCCUCAAGGAGCCGUACAUCUCCCGUUCCGCGGAAUUGCAAAGAUUGCAAAGAAGCUGAAUGUUGAUUACGCUGAAGCGGUAACUGGUUUUGAGUUCCGAAAGCAUCGAGCCAUUCCUAUUACAACAGGUAUUGUUGUUCCAGAGGAAUUUGCUCCGCAAGUACUGGACGAAUUUCGCGUGUACCAGAGGGAACUGGUGGAAAAGCAGCUUGUGAAAGAACGAAAAACUGCUAUUGGAUUGUGGAAGCGUAUGAUCAAUGGACUACGCAUUCGCAAACGAAUUACUGAAGAUUAUGGCUAGAUCCUAUAACAAAAAUUCCUACGACGUGAUAUAAGUUACUUAAUUCUUGUUCAACUAGUAUAAUUAUUAAAACUAUUGAAUUGCACUGGAUUCCCUUCAACCAUGACUAAAAUAAUUAACCGCUCUCUAUGCAAAGUUCACAAGUGGCGUUGAAUAUAACACUUUUUUACAAAAGUUAAGUGUAAAGGGGAAAUGAGUCAUUGCUAAAUCCGGAAUUAUUUGAAACUAUUUAGUCAAUAAAGUCGAAUUAGAAAUGUA